Molecule: messenger RNA, 8768 nt
Organism: Nothobranchius furzeri (turquoise killifish)
Lineage: Eukaryota; Metazoa; Chordata; Actinopteri; Cyprinodontiformes; Nothobranchiidae
Product: death-inducer obliterator 1
Biological process (GO): DNA-templated transcription; apoptotic signaling pathway
Source: RefSeq, a predicted model, not a curated record
AUUUGAAUCAAAAGGAAGCGGUUGUGUACUUCACUGGUUUUCACUGUCCAUAGAUGCUGCCUUUGUAAAUCGUUUUGCUGGGUUUUAAAAUAAGUGUACCCAGUUCCUCUGAAACAUCUUUUUAAUUAUAUUAUUUUUAAUCAUAAAAGGUCAGUUUGUACAAGCGCAACUUUCUGGUCGUUUGAAUUUAUAAAGGUAUCCAUAUAAGAAAGCAGGCUCAGUUCACCUCCCGGCCAGCGGGGGCGCUGUAAGUAAAUAUUUUGUGUAUCCGUCAGCCAUCUGCCGCAGUCAGUUGGAUCCAACGGGAUUGGAAAAUGGAGGACUGACCGAAACGAGGGCAUGUCGUCGCUUUUUUAGUAUUUAGGUUCCUGAACCUAAAACUAUUAACUGAAAUUGAAGAGCCUUUUAGUUUGAAGAGGCACCUCCUGACAAAUCCUUUCCGCUUGCAGGCUUUGGUAAGGGGCAGAAGGAACAGUUUCAAACACAGAGCAAGAAUGUGGCCAAAGAGUUGCUAAAGCAGCCGGUAAAAUAGUCUUCACACCAAAAGUGACAUAAAGAAGAUUUUGGGCUUCCGUCGGUCAACUGUCAAAAAGAGAGAUGCCAGUGGAGGCAGCAACCGACAGUCCAGAAAGCCGCUGUCCAGUGCGGCGCAGUGGCAGACAGCCCAAGAGAACCGACAAGCUUGAAGAAUUUCUCUUGACUGCAAAAAGAGGGUCAAGAAAGAGCGCUCCUCCCAGUGUGGAAAGCGGAGACCCUCCUUCGCAAACUCCAACCGAUGCAGAAACGGCCUCCGAGGCCAGUUUUGAUGGCAGUGCCGACUCCAAGGCUGUAGAGGACAAACCGGAGUCCCCUGAGAGGAGGACAAGAAGCAGCACCAAAAAGCAGACUCAAAAGAAAACCCACGGAGGGAGACAAACGAGAAGCUCUGGCAGAGUGACUGUUAAAGAUGAGAGCUCUGAGAAUGAUGACGACAGUAAAGAUGCUGUCAGAAAGGAUCAGUUACUGGAUAACAGCAAAGAAAACCAGGAUAAAAAGAACUAUGCUAGUUCUGAAGAUUCAGGGAUCAAAAAUGCUAAGCAUUCUGAGCAGAACCCUGGGACAAAAGUUAUGUCUGAGGACAAAAAUCAACCUGAAUUAAAUGACAAAGAUGAAAUGGAGGACAUGGAUGAAGACAACCCCUCGAUGACGGAAACUCGUAAACCAGUAAGAACUUAUGUUAAUAAAAAGAGAGCAGCUAAAACACCCGUUAAAGCCCCCAUUCCUGCCGCCAACUCUGCCGCUCCCGCUAAGACUGAAACAAAACCCAAAGUUAUUGGAAAGGCAAGCAAGCCUGAGAUGCAGGAUAAAAAUGACGAUGAUGAAGAAGCGGAUGAUUCUUUUACAUCUUCAUCCUCGUCAUCAUCAGAUGAGUCUGAUGAUGCAGGCUACGACCCCAAUGCCCUCUACUGCAUCUGUCGUCAGAAACACAACAAGCGGUUCAUGAUCUGCUGUGACCGCUGUGAGGAGUGGUUUCAUGGGGACUGCGUUGGCAUCACGGAGGCCCGGGGGCGCCUGAUGGAGAGGAACGGGGAAGACUACAUCUGUCCCAAUUGCACUGCAAAGAAAAACCAGGUCGUCCGGCCGGCUACGUCUGGCCUCACUCCAAACACGGAGGUUGUAAAGCCGAAAAGUGAUGAUGCUGCUGCGGCGACAACUUUAACAUCUUCUGAGAAAGCCACCAGCAGUGGGACGAAGCCAAAUCCAUCAGCUGUCCUGGCUGUGGCGCAACCAUCCAUAACAAGUGGAACUGAAGAAAAGGGAACCGAGGAUCUGGGCAUCAAGGGGAGGAUAGAGAAGGCUAUUAAUCCAACUGGGAAGAAGAAGAUCAAGAUCUUUCAGCCGCAGGUUGCUCAGCAGCCAGUUGAGGCCAAAGCAAACCAGAAGGUGGCACCAGCUGUGGAGACAAAGGUCCCAUCAACAGCUCCACCAGAAAUGGAGCAGAGAGUCGCAACAGUGGUGGAGGUGAAAACGACACCAGCUGUGGAAGCAUCCGAGAACCAGAGCGAGCAGAUGGCCGAAGACGCUUCCCUUCCCAAAUGCAUCGGGCCUGGCUGUGAGAGUAACGCCCAGCCAGACUCUGUGUACUGUGGAAAUGACUGCAUCCUGAAACACGCUGCAGCAGCCAUGAAGUCCAUCACGGAUGUCAAAGAUCCCAAAGACAAGACCAAGGCUCAGACAAAGAAGAGCAGCGCCGGUGGAGCGACGGGGCAAAAGACGGACAAGAGUGCCUCGGACUGCGAAAAACACCUCGGUCUUGAUGUAGAGAAGGACGAAGAGGAGCAUGCUGAGGAGCAGCGACCUCCACCUUCCACUGCUUCCUGGUCCAGCGACCAUAAUUACAUUGCAGCAACACCAGAAAAGACUACACCCAUGUCACCAACAGUGUUAAACAAAAAAUCUCCCGUCAAAGAAGAGAAGCAGACUGAGAAGGAGCCAGAGCAGACUCCUGAGAAAUCCUCCAUUGCAUCUGAGUCACCAAGCAAAAGACAGAAGAAGUCUUCACCAAACAAAGAUGCAAAGAGUUCUAAGAGCAAGAAGUCCAAUCGUGCUGCAAGCUCAAAGGCCUCCAAGAAACCUACUGCAGCUCAGACUAAACCUGCAGAGAAGUCCAAGAAGCCUCCUCCAGCACCUGUCCCACCACUGUGUCCAUUCCCUCCUGGUCCCAUUCAUGCCACAGGGGCCCUCAGAGUCACCAAGUCCAACUUCACCAUUCCUAAGAAGCAGCCUCAACAAAAAGAAUCCAGUUCUGAGACUCCUUCCAACUCCUCCCCAAGAGCCCCGUCACCUCAUGUGUCUUCGGGUUCCUCCAGCCGUUCUUCAUACAGAUCUUCACAUCCACCUGCUUCAUCACCUCAGUCGCGGCCCCCACCCAACCACCAGAUGAGACAGAACAUCCGCCGCUCGUUAACAGACAUCCUCUUUAAAAGGGUGAGUGACAGCGAUGACUUGAAAAUGACAGAGAGUGAAGUGGCAAGACUUGCGUUUGCUAUUGAGAAGGAGAUGUUAAACCUAUGCUUGAGCACAGACAGCAAGUACAAGAACAAAUACAGGAGUCUGAUGUUGCAUCUUAAGGAUCCUAAAAACAAGGGCUUGUUCUACAGGGUGAUUGAUGGAGACAUCACCCCCUUCAGAUUGGUGAGACUAAGUGCUGAAGAGCUGCUUUCCAAAGAGAUCUCUGGGUGGAGGAUGUCUGACUCAUCAGAGGGUCGUUCCUCCAGUUCCAGGUCUCAUUCUGGCCAGUCGAGGCUCAGAGGCAGACACGAGUCCCACAGCGCAGAAAUGGAGGACGCUCCACCAACAUCUGAUGCAGAUGUAUGUAUCUCUACUGCUGCUUCGUCUUCUCGCUUGGGUUCUGCUUCUGACCAAGAUGAGUCUGGCUCCACCCCCUUAGCUUCAGCUCAGUCCUCUGCAGCUGAAGGAAGCAGCGGCAUGGUGGAUAUUUUCAGCAGCAUGCUCAAAGACACGACCUCUGAACACAGGACCCAUCUGUUUGACCUCAAUUGUAAAAUAUGUACAGGACAAAAGGCAGAAGAUGAACCUGCAGCCAAAAAGGCCAGACUCAUGAAGAAGCCUGACUCCAAGGCACCCAGACAAGAGUCUGUUUCCACCAGGUCAGGAGAUGUGUCUCCUGUAAGCCACCCUCUCCAAGAGCCUUUAUCAUACCAGCAUCCCGUCCCAUCAUCCCAGCAGUCCAAUGUGGAGCAAGCUGUUACAGAAUCUCAGCCACAGCUCUAUCAGGAGGAGCCCAGUGUCAUGGUGCCCCCAGCUCCGACUCCUGUACUCAUCACCCCAGCGGUGGCCUCUGUCAGCAUUAGCCGCAGAGAUCCGCGCAUGGCUCGGCUCACAUCUGGGGCCAACGUUGCCCCGGUAGCAUUGGAGAAACCCGCAAUCCCUGCAGUAGCAGAGAUGGUGUCAGCUCCUGUCACCGCUCCAGUGGAGGUUGGAGCUAAAGUAAUACUGCCCAUGCCCCCGGUUCCACCGUCAGCAGUAGUGGUGUCUAAAUCUUCAAAAAAAAGCUCGCUCGAGCCUCCUCCUGAGGGGGAAACUGCCAUUUUCCUCCACGGUCUGGAUAUGAUCUGGAAAGGAUUUGUCAACAUGCAGUCUGUAGCUAAGUUUGUGACCAAGGCCUACCUGGUGUCUGGAUCUUUUGAACAUCUUAAAGAGGAUCUGCCAGACACCAUUCAUGUUGGAGGCCGGAUAUCUCCCAACACUGUAUGGGAUUAUGUUGGAAAGCUGAAAACUUCCCUCUCCAAGGAGCUGUGUCUUAUCCGGUUCCAACCAGCCACAGAGGAAGAGGAGGUGGCUUAUGUCUCCCUCUUCUCCUACUUCAGCAGCAGAAAGAAGUUUGGUGUGGUUGCCAACAACAACCGACGAAUCAAAGACCUCUAUCUCAUCCCACUCGGCUCUAAGGACCCUCUACCCGCCAAACUGUUACCGUUUGAUGGACCAGGCCUUGAACCGGCUCGCCCUAACCUACUUUUGGGGCUGUUGAUCUGCCAGAAGGACAGAAAGCGCUCUGGAGCAUCGCUCGAUGCUGAGGAAAAACGGUCCAAGAUCCAAACCAAAGAAGCAGAUGAAACCGGGCUUCCAAAGACGACUCAUUCAGUCAAAGUAGACAAGAGCUCCAAGCAGAGUCUUGAAAUCUCCUUCAGCACAACUCCCCCAGGAUCACCUCCGUCUAGCAUCUCUGAAGCUCCCAGCAGCACCGCAGCUGCCUCAGUCCUCUCAUUGCUGUCAUCCGUUAAAGCCGUUGCCGCGUCCGCUACCUCUGGUAAAGAGUCACCAUCUGCAUCUAGCUCCAACACCGCCACUCCUCUUCAAACCAUUCUAAACUCUCUGUUCAAGAGCAAACAUGACUCGGAGGCUUCUAACUCUCCUUCUGACCAGUUUGGGGACAUCCCUGCAGCCGCUUCUUUGCUAGACCCCAUCUUGCGUCAGUUUGCCCAGAAUCCUCAGGAGAAACCAGUAGAAGAAGACGAGGACGACCGACCAUAUGAUCCAGAAGAGGAGUAUGAUCCCAGCAGAGGGUAUAAUGUAUUGACAAAACCAGUUGACACACUAGUCAAACCGGAGGUGCCCAAGCAGCCUGAGGUGGUAGACAAUGAAACUGAUGAUGUGGCGUAUGACCCAGAGGAUGACUCUAUUUUUGAAGAGGUCAAAACUUUGGUACCAGCUCAAGUUAAGCCUGCAACUGAAAGUGUUUCAGAUCCAAAAAAGAUUCUGGAGAACCUUAAAAGGAUUGGAGAGCAGAUGCUGCAGAAACAAGCGGAAAAGCAAUCAUCCACAGGGACGGCUGUUGCCUCUUUGACCACAGACACUCUUGUAACCCAGCCUGCGACAUCCCUCUUGGGCAACAGCCAGCUACUUCUGUUAGGCAAAAAGGUCGAAGAAUUUGUAAAGUCAUCAACUGUCCCUCCGAUCAACCAGAGGAGAGAUCCAAGACAAGGCAGGGAUCCAGGCCAGGCCACUGGCGGAAACAACCUGUCUGAUGAAUCUGAGGAGAAACAGGAGUCGCCUCUUUUGAUUGAUUCUGUUCCUCCUUCACAGUCUGUGGAGCAGGUGUCAGAACAGCCUAAUACAACAGAACUCCCAGAGUCCUCCACAGUCCCAGAAGCUUCACCUCCAGAAGAUGAAGACAAAAUUGAGAAACAGUUAUUCACAGAGUUGGAAAAGAAAGAAGUGUCGAUUCCUCUAUUGGGCGAAGACCCUGAUAUGGAGGAAGACAUUGAAGUAAAAGCCGAAGAAGAAGAAGAAGAAGAAAAACCAGUUAAGGAGGAAACAAAGUUUGACAAGUACAAUGUUUGGCCAAAUGCGGCUAGUGUUUUAAAAGCUGGUGACGACUCAGAGUAUGAAGAAAACAGCCAAGAUAUACCAUCAAGAGAUUAUUACAGAGAGUCUGAAGAGACAUCAAUGACCUCCACCAUCCCAGUCCUCACUCAGAGCUCGACAGCUGACAUUCACUCACGUCACAUGUCCCAACACAUGUCAACACCAAGCUUUGAUAGUAAUUACAGGUCUCGGGCUGACAUUCCCUUGCGGUCCACCUUCCCCACCCCCAAUUCAAUUCAGGGACCAAACCUGAUGAUGAGGCCUCCAUCUGUAUCCAUGCUACCACCCUUACAGGGUCCUCCAAUGUCAGGACCCCCUUCUAUGCAUGCCCCUCACCCUGUUCGUGCCCCCCCUCCUCUCCAAGGUGACAGCAGUAUUCAAUAUGGCCCACCUCAGUCCUCAUACCCUCCGUACCAGAACCAGAACCAAUGGCCGAGCACCCAGCCACCACAGCCGCAACAGCCACUUCCUGGAUUACCACCACAGAAUAUGAUGCCUCCUAGAGGACCACUUCCAUUUCCUCCAGUUGCUCAGAGAGCCCCUCCAUCACAGAUUUUUGAUCCCUCCAUCCCCCCUCAGCACAUUGGACAGCAAGGCCCCCCUCCAGGCCUGCCGCUACCUCGUUUUGAUGGGCAGAACAACUUAGCUCCACCAAGAUUCACAACUUCCGUUCCUCCUCCUUUCAGUUUCCCUACUAACAGAGCUCCUCCACCUUUCACAACACCACCACCUGGUCACUUUGAUAACAGACUUCCUCUGGCAGGCAUCUUCCCAGGGCCCAGGGGUCCCCCACCAGCCCAGUAUGGUGAGCAACAGUAUAACAAAGACUCUCCUAGUAACUCCUUUAAUCCACAUAUAGACCAGAAUCCAAACACACAUCUUCUUUUUAAAGACAACCAGAGAUCUCUGCCAGCUCCAACUUACCGACCACAUCCACCUAACCAGUACGAGGACAGAAGAGGUCCACCUCCCAGUGCCGAGAUGAGUGGGCAGCACUUCAAACCACAUAACCAGUAUGAGAGUGCCAGGCCACUAUCUUCACCAGUACAGAGAGGUUCUUUUGAUAAUAUGCGAGGUCCCCCGGCUCAGGACAGAUCCCACCCAUCUCCACUUGCAGAGAGGUACCGCUUUGAUUGGCAAUCAGAUGAGCCUAGACCGAUUCGCCACAGUUUACCAAUACUGCCAAGUCACCCAGAUGGACCUCACGGUCCAGGCCUCCAUGGGGCCCACAGCCCAGACCUGCAUAGGGAAGACCACUGGCGUCACCAUUCCCCUGAGAUGAGACGGAGGAGCAACACCAUUCUCGAUGAUGUAGAACCUCGCAUUGUAGAGCGUUUGAGCCUAUUUGAAGGAUUACACAGAGAACUUGCUCCUAGCUCCUUGAGAUCUUCUGAGGAGAGACAAAGAGAGCUUUCUGAGGACCGAAGGGAAGACAGAGAGAAGGAAGGUCCCCAUGGAGGCAGGGCAUCUUGGGAGAGGGGACAGGGAAAACACUGGAGCAGAGAGCGUGAGUGGGAUAGAAGCAGAGAAAGAGACUGGGAGCCAGAGCUUGGUCGAGAAAGUGACCACAGCAGAGGGAGGGACAGUGAAAAGAACAAGGAGACGGAAGGAGGACGACAUAAAGAGCAAGACUCUGACAAGAGGAGAGACAGAGACCGAGACAGGGAGAGGGACAAAGAGCGAGAGAAGGAAAGGGACAGAGAGAGAGAAAGAGCAAGGGAUUCUGAGCGUAAGGACUAUGACCGGAGGGAGUCUGAACGGAGGGACUCUGAGCGGAGGGACUCUGAGCGGAAGGAGUCUGAGCGGAGGGACUCUGAGCGGAAGGAGUCUGAGCGGAAGAACUCUGAGCGGAGAGAGUCAGAGCGUAAGGACUAUGAGAGGAAGGACUCUGAGCGAAGGGAGUCUGAGCGGAAGGACUCUGAGCGAAGGGAGUCUGAGCGGAAGGAGUCUGAGCGAAGGGAGUCUGAGCGGAAGGAGUCUGAGCGAAGGGAGUCUGAGCGUAAAGACUAUGAGAGGAAGGAGUCUGAGCGAAGGGAGUCUGAGCGUAAAGACUAUGAGAGGAAGGACUCUGAGCGAAGGGAGUCUGAGCGUAAAGACUAUGAGAGGAAGGACUCUGAGCGAAGGGAGUCUGAGAGGCGGGACUACGACCGUGACAGGGCACGGAACCGAGACAAAGAACGAGACCGUGAACGAGAUCGAAGACGAGAUCGAUCCAGAAGCAGAGACCGUGAUCGGGAUCGUGGGAAAGACAGAGGUCGAGACAGGGACAGGGAUCGAGAUCGGGACAGGGAGCGAGAGAGAGACAGAGAUCGUCGAGAUAGGAGCAGAAGCAGAGAGAAGAAAGAGGACAAAAGAGACUAUAAACGUGAUACAGCCAAGGAUAAAACCAGAAGUGCAGAAAACAAAGACACUUCUUAGUCUCCGUUUUAUAGACAUCAGAUUUCUUACCCCUAAAUAUACCCAUUCUAAAAACACUGUACCCAUACAUCAGCAGUAUUUUGCUAUCUUUCCCCAACUUCUGUUGUACCAUUGUAAAAUUGGUGAACUCAAGAUAAUUUUAUUCGUCGUCAUUGUAAGAUUUCUGUUUUAUCGUAUGGAAAGAAGUUGCUCCUACAACCUGUACUGUUUUGUUGAAGAAUCACAAUGUAACUAAUGAAUCCUCCAUUUACAACAUGUAAAUAUGAACAUAUUUGUGUAUAUACUGAUGUUUUUAACCAUACUUUUCUAAGUGGGAGAAAGUUAAAGCCAUAUAUCUGUGCUGAAUAAUAUGGAGACAACACUGUUAGUUUUACUUAAUGUUGAGCAUCUUUGAACUAAAAGGCAUCUGCCCACAGUAUACAUCCCAUAAAUAACUUAGAUGUCCAGCUUUUGUUUCAACUAAUUAAAUUUGUUUGAAAGUU